Pipra filicauda (Wire-tailed manakin) is the source of this 1175-nucleotide messenger RNA. Its product is annotated as killer cell lectin-like receptor subfamily B member 1B allele A. NCBI's taxonomy places the organism in Eukaryota, Metazoa, Chordata, Aves, Passeriformes, Pipridae. Bases 64 to 798 code for a protein of 244 amino acids. The record is from RefSeq and is a predicted model, not a curated record. The transcript is spliced from 6 exons.
AGGUGAGAAGGUGUCCGAGGCUGGUGUCGCUCUCCGGACACGCCAACGACCUCCAGAGCCACCAUGGCUGGGGAAAUGGGUCAUGCCAAUCUAAGAAAUCCUGGGAAUGAGCCUUCCCCGGCUGAGAAAUGUCCUGCUCCUGCCCUGUGCCCGUGGUGGCACAGAGUCCUCCUCACAGCCGGGGCUCUGGGGCACCUCGUCCUGCUGGUGCUGGUGGUGCUCCGAAAUGUGAGUGUUUUUCAGGGCUCUCCAGGUCCUGAAAGUGACACCAGAGUUGAGAUCCAGGCCAGGAACCAGACGGAGCGAUGCAUCUUCCCAUCCCUGGUGCGGUACUUCUGCCAGCCCCAGGGGCAGAGCCCCCCAGCCUCUGCUGGUUGCAAGUUGUGCCCCCAGGACUGGCAGCUCCGUGGGGAGAGAUGCUACUGGCUCUCCAAGGAAUCGGGAAACUGGACUGGGGGCAGGAAAAGCUGCAAAGAUCAGGGCUCUGAGCUGGUGGUGCUCAAGAACGAGGCAGAAAUGGAGAAUGUCGAGAGUGUCACAGGCAGACGCCCGUGGUCGGUGUGGGUCGGGUUGAGGUCACAGCAGAAGGAGUGGACGUGGGUGGACGACACCCCCUACGACCCCCACAGGUUUGGGGACCUGCCGGAGGUGGAUGAAGGGUGUGGGACCCUGAAAGGCAAGAGCUUGGAUGUUGAUGUCUGUGCCAGUGACCACAAGUGGCUUUGCCAAAAAGCCCCUUUCCAGCUCUCCCUGGCCAUGGCAGGAGACGUUGGGAAGCUGGAUGAUGCCUCCACCUGACACACUCAGGCAACGGACCCCGUGUGGUAUAACAAAAUCAUUUAUUACAGUUCUUUCAUGGUUUAUCCACCUCGUUACAUCAGCAGUAAAUUCCAGUCAGUAGCUUUUCUCUAUAUCCACUUUUUAGUUAAGCAUUCUCUGCCCAGGAGAAAAAUACUCCCAAGCAGUUUCACAGACACACAGAUACAUCUCACCACGUCUGUAUUCAGAUUGCCAAGUUCCCCUUAAGUUUCUCCCAGAGUCACAUAAUCUCGCUUCCCAUCACUUCAGUGUUAUUUUUAUGCUUUUACAUUACUAUAGAUGACAAUAAGCCAAGCGGCUCCAUCCCUGCUUUCCUUUGCAACCAAACUGUCCUAAAAUAAACACACAUAUUCCAA